AUGUUCUUUACACUUGUCUUUCUUUCGACUCAAAAUUAUUUUCUUACAAAACAAUUUCUUUUCAUUGUUUUGUUGACUGCCGUUAGCAUUUCUCUUUCUUCCUUUCUUUCUUUCUUCUUUCUUUUUUCUUCUUUCUUUUUUCUUCCUUUAUUUUCCUUUGAUGUUGACUGCAAUUCACUUUCCUUUCUUUCUUUCUUUCUUUCUUUCUUUCUUUCUUUCUUUCUUGCUAGCUUGCUUGCUUUCUUGCUUGCUUUUUUCUUUCUUUCUGUCUUUCUUUUCAAAAUUGUUUUCCUUUCAUUUGGACUCCGUUCUUUCUUUCUUUCUUUCUUUCUUUCUUUCUUUCUUUCUUUCUUUCUAAACUUAUAUUCCUUCGCAUUUCUCUUUCUUCCUUUCUUUCUUUCUUUCUUUCUUCUUUCUUUCUUCCUUUAUUUUCCUUUCAUGUUGACUGCAAUUCACUUUCCUUUCUUUCUUUCUUUCUUUCUUUCUUUCUUUCUUGCUUGCUUUUUUCUUUCUUUCUGUCUUUCUUUUCAAAUUUGUUUUCCUUUCAUUUGGACUCCGUUCACUUUCUUUCUUUCUUUCUUUCUCUCUUUCUUUCUUUCUUUCUUUCUUUCUUAA
Molecule: messenger RNA, 615 nt
Organism: Acanthosepion pharaonis
Lineage: Eukaryota; Metazoa; Mollusca; Cephalopoda; Sepiida; Sepiidae
Source: the annotation of a GenBank genome assembly